Musca domestica (house fly) is the source of this 679-nucleotide messenger RNA. Its product is annotated as cuticle protein 38-like. The coding region runs from base 114 to 599 and encodes 161 amino acids. The record is from RefSeq and is a predicted model, not a curated record. Lineage: Eukaryota; Metazoa; Arthropoda; Insecta; Diptera; Muscidae. The transcript has 2 exons.
AUUAAUUUUUACUAUAUAAGCAUUUACCGUUACCUUAAAUAGACAUAAGAGAAUUACACCUCCAUCAAACCACAGUUCCAAAUCUGCAAACCAAAAAAAAAAAACACAUCAAAAUGUUCAAAUUCGUCAUUGUCUUUGCUGCUUGUUUGGCUUACGCUAGUGCCGGUGUUUUGGCUCCAACUGCCUUGGCUGCCGCUCCCGCUGUUGCCUAUGCCAAUACUCCUUUGUAUGCUGCCGGUGGUAGCAGCCAGGUGGAUGUUCGUCACAACUACGAUGGUACUUUGUCUUCGUACACCACCACUCCCUUUGGUUAUGCUGGUCCCUACUCCAGCCGUUAUGUAGCUGGCCCAGUUGCUGCUCCCGCUGCCUUUGCUGCCCCUGCUAAGGUUGUCGCUCCAGCUGCCUAUGCUGCCGCCCCAGCUGCCUAUGCUGCUCCCGCUGCCUUUGCUGCUCCCGCUAAGGUUGUAGCUCCCUAUGCUGCUCCUUAUGCCACUCCCUUCGCUGCUCAAUAUGCCGCCCCAUUCGCUGCUCCUUAUGCCACCUAUGGUGCUGCACCUCUGGCUGCUUCAUAUGCUGCCCCCGCCACCGUUGUAGCUUAAGAAUCUCAUUUCGAGCCGAAUAAUUGUUAAAAAUGUAAAUAGUUAUUUAAAAUUGUUAAAGAGUUGUUAAAAAAUAUAAU